This is a messenger RNA of Zophobas morio, 1145 nucleotides long. Its product is annotated as tRNA uridine(34) hydroxylase-like. The coding region runs from base 1 to 1110 and encodes 369 amino acids. Lineage: Eukaryota; Metazoa; Arthropoda; Insecta; Coleoptera; Tenebrionidae. The record is from RefSeq and is a predicted model, not a curated record. The transcript has 12 exons.
AUGGUCCAUACAAGUUUUCUACAUAAGGACACAAAGUAUAUUAACAAUUUAGUCUAUAAAGCUCCGCGUUACGCUUUCAAAUCUAGCUUUCCAUUGCAAAAUAGAACUACAAAAAAGGUUAAAACUUCUUUAGAAUUAUCUUUCCUGCGCUUUUUGUCUCAAAACAAAUUAGAAGUUGAUAAAUACUCAAAAAAAGUUGAGGUACUUUUGCCGUUUAGUAAUUCCAGAAAUUCUUUAAACAAAAAUUUCUAUAGCCGAAGUUUAGAGAGCCAUGGUAGUAGGUAUCGCCUUUUGUCCUUUUUUAAAUAUUACAACAUAGAGGAAGCUUCCCUCCUGCAAAAAGUGGUAAAAUUGCAGAAACUCUUGCAAUCUCUUUUUGGCAUUUUAGGAACUGCUAUUUUUUCUCCGGAAGGAUUGAACGCGCAGUUUUUGGUUCACAGUAAAAGUUUACAUAUAUUUGAACGCUGUAUACGCGAAUUUGACGAUGAUCUAAGAGAUGUUCAGUUUAACUUCCAGGAUCAAGUAACUCUGCCUCAUUCGGACGAGGAGAACAUCAGUCAGCUCCCGCGAGGGCUGCUUAAAGAAAUGAACUCACCGUUUUUGAAGUUGAAAGUAUUCUCACGUGACCAACUGGUCCGCGACGGGCUCGACAGGAAGCUUAGCGACCGCGUGUUGUCCUCCUCUGGGGUAUUGGGGGUCCAUCUUUCCCCGGCGCAGUGGCACAAUUUGUUGAAGUCCGGGAGCCCGCUAGUUUUGGACUGUAGAAACUUUUACGAGAGCAAUGCUGGGUGUUUUAUAAAUGCCGUUCCCCUACAAACCUCCUUUUUUUCCCAGUCGUGGCCUAAACUCGACUUGAUUCUUCAGCACGUACCAAAAAAUCAAGUUAUUAUGACCUAUUGCACAGGUGGCAUUCGCUGCGUUAAGGUCGACGCCUACUUGCAAGCGAAGGGCUAUCGCAACACGUACAUGCUUCAUCAUGGCAUCCAUGGUUAUAAAAGCUUCUUAAGGGAAGAAUACUUUAAAAAGAACAAGACGGAGAGUUUGUUUUCCGGCGAACUUUGGGUGUUUGAUCGAAGAACAACUAUAAUGUUAACGAAUUUUAGUCAUUAAGGAAAGAUAAAGAGAACUUAAGAGUGCUUACAUAA